This is a messenger RNA of Pistacia vera, 1636 nucleotides long. Its product is annotated as aspartyl protease AED3. The transcript has a single exon. Gene Ontology annotation, biological process: proteolysis. Gene Ontology annotation, molecular function: aspartic-type endopeptidase activity. The coding region runs from base 29 to 1342 and encodes 437 amino acids. The record is from RefSeq and is a predicted model, not a curated record. NCBI's taxonomy places the organism in Eukaryota, Viridiplantae, Streptophyta, Magnoliopsida, Sapindales, Anacardiaceae.
ACACACUUUUCCCAUUAGAGUCCAAGCCAUGGACUUCACCACCACCACCCUACUCUUCUUUUCUCUUCUCAUCUCAACAAUCAAAGCACUUGACCUUUGUUCCUCCCAGUCUCACGGCUCAGAUGAUCUCUCCGUCAUUCCCAUCUAUGGCAAAUGCUCACCAUUCAAUCCACCCAAACCUGACUCAUGGAUCAACACCAUCAUCAACAUGGCCUCAAAAGACCCACAACGAGUCAAAUAUUUGUCAAGCCUAGUGGCCCAAAAGUCCACCAAAGUCCCUGUUGCUUCUGGCCAACAUGUCCUUAAUAUUGGCAACUACGUGGUCCGGGCCAAACUCGGUACCCCGGGUCAACUAAUGUUCAUGGUUCUAGACACCAGCAACGACGCUGCUUGGGUUCCAUGUUCCGGCUGCACUGGAUGCUCCUCCACAAUUUUCACACCCAACACCUCAUCCACUUACGCCUCAUUGGAGUGCUCCGUGCCCCAAUGCACACAGGUUCGUGGACUCUCCUGCCCGGCCGCCGGCUCCUCCAACUGCCUUUUCAAUCAAUCCUACGGUGGAGAUUCCAUAUUCUCCGCUACCCUUGUGAAAGAUUCUCUAAGUUUAGCCAAUGACGUAAUUCCAAAUUUUGCUUUUGGAUGCAUCAACUCUAUCUCUGGGGGCUCGGUUCCACCACAAGGGUUACUGGGUCUGGGUCGAGGAUCCAUGUCACUUUUGUCACAAUCCGGCUCACUCUACUCGGGUGUAUUCUCUUAUUGUUUACCCAGUUUCAAAUCUUACUACUUCUCGGGCUCCCUCAAACUUGGACCCAUGGGUCAACCCAAGGCAAUUCGAACUACCCCACUUUUACGUAAUCCACACCGCCCAUCAUUGUACUACGUUAAUUUGACCGGAGUCAGCGUGGGCGGGGUUAAGGUCCCCAUUGCUCACGAACUCUUAUCCUUUAACCCGAAUACCGGAUCAGGGACCAUAAUCGAUUCGGGUACAGUCAUAACCCGAUUUAUUGAACCGAUUUACGCUGCAAUUCGGGAUGAGUUUAGGACACAAGUGAAGGGUCCGUUUUCAACGUUGGGUGCUUUUGAUUCAUGUUUUGCAGCAACAAACGAAGCUGUUGCGCCAACUAUAACGUUCCAUUUUACGGGACUGGACUUGAAGUUGCCAAUGGAGAAUAGCUUGAUCCAUAGUAGUGCUGGUACACUGGCUUGCUUGGCCAUGGCGGGUGCACCGAAUAAUGUGAACUCGGUGUUGAAUGUUAUAGCCAACUUGCAGCAGCAGAAUCAUAGGAUUCUGUUUGAUGUGGCCAAUUCUCGCUUGGGAAUUGCCCGUGAGCUUUGCAACUAGUUUUAGUAUAUCUCUCUCUCUCUCUGUCUCUGUCAUAUAAUGUGUGGAUUUGUAAUAUUUUUUUUUUUUCAUGGAAAAUAGGUUGUUUAACUUAUAAUUAAACAGGAUAAAACCUGUUGUUUGGAUAAUCAAGCAGUGUCUCAGUUUUACCUUCAAAAAUUCUAAUAUGUUAAGCUUUGUUUAUAAUAGUAAGUCUUUUUAGUGGUAAUUUGUCCGGUUUAUUGUAUGAGUUGAAUUUCUGGAUGUGGACGUAUCUUAAUUUAAUUUGUAUAUCUCCAUCUACUCUUGAGUUGC